AUGCCUGAAGCACUGGACCAUGAUAUAUUCGCUAUUAAGCCGCCAGGCUCCCCAUCUCAUACUCGUCGAGCAUCACUCAAGAUACUAAGCCGUAACAUCGACAAAGUUGUGCUUGGAACUUUGCUCUUCGACACCUGGUACUUCUCGCCAUAUCCAGAAAGUGUUCUCUUUGGUCAUGAUCACCACUCAUCCAAGGCAUCCUUGAAUGGUGACGCGAGAAACGGUCACCUCGAGAAGACGAUCGUGCCACCCUGCCAUGUGCAGGAUCUUGAGGCCAAUCCCGAGACGUGGUGGCCUGUACCCAAGACGGCUCUCAAGGUCUACGAUUGGGAUGGUUACACUGUAUGGGAUGUGGACGGAGAGCAGGAGAAACUCUACUGUCAAAACCUUUCAUUGUACGCGAAACUCUUUCUUGAGCAAAAGAGCGUUUUCUUCGAUACUUCCGGUUUCCAUUAUUUUGUGCUUACCUACACACCACCAAGCAACACAGCAUCAUCGGGGUUGAACAAAAAUCGUGUUCGAGGACGACGAUCGUCUGGAUCUGCGACUGAUCUUGGUCUGAAAACACAAGUAAUGGGCUUCUUCUCGAAAGAAAAUUUGUCCUGGGAUGCUAAUAACCUUGCGUGCAUCUUGGUCUUUCCACCUUUCCAACACCGUAACCUUGGCCAGUUGUUGAUGGCUGUGUCAUACAAACUCAGUGGUUGGGAGUGGGAAGAUAGUAUCAUUGGUGGUCCCGAGAAGCCACUUAGUCUGCUGGGCCGCAAAAGCUACCUAAGAUUCUGGUCCGAACGUAUAGCCAGAUAUUUCAUGGGUCAAAGUGCUGAUGCAGAUGGUCAGAAGAUCUUCGGCGGACCUUCGAAAAGCAAGGCAUCCUUUGCAAAGGAAGAGAUGACAGUCAGAGAUAUCGGUGAGAGGACAGGCAUGCUACCAGAAGAUGUGAUAGCGGCGCUCAACGAGAUGAAGAUUUGUGCAGCGUCAUCACGAAAAUGCAAGAAAACCACGGAACUUCAGGAGGCUGAUCGGAUUGACGAAGUCUCGCCUGCCACAAUGCUGGUUAAGCGCUCACAGAUCCUAGCAUGGGCCACGCGAAACGAUAUCGACCUCGCUGGUCCCGUAAAAGAAGAAGGCUUUCUAGGAGAGUGGGCGCUCAGUGACUCUGGUUCCGGUACUUCUGAAAGUGCAGGCUCCGAAAUUGCCUCUACGUGA
Messenger RNA from Lithohypha guttulata, 1206 nucleotides. RefSeq names its product SAS complex subunit (gene SAS2). The transcript has 2 exons. The record is from RefSeq and is a predicted model, not a curated record. Gene Ontology annotation, cellular component: chromatin; MSL complex. Gene Ontology annotation, molecular function: histone H4K16 acetyltransferase activity; transcription coregulator activity. NCBI's taxonomy places the organism in Eukaryota, Fungi, Ascomycota, Eurotiomycetes, Chaetothyriales, Trichomeriaceae. The coding region runs from base 1 to 1206 and encodes 401 amino acids. Gene Ontology annotation, biological process: negative regulation of DNA-templated transcription; positive regulation of transcription by RNA polymerase II.